CCAGGAGUAGAGUGUAUUCAAUAUGCCAAUUUAUUCCUCAUGUAAGUCGUUAACCGAAGCAAUCGAUUUCUCAUCAGACCUGUUUUUUUCCCUUAUCUUUAUAACAUGGACCUCCAGUUUUGACAAAAUCCCUAUGUCUGUCCCCCUCCCUCCCACCUCCUGCGGACGCAAAUGCUUGAUUGCCCCUCGAUUUUUUUUCCCGUCUGCUUUCUGAAGAUUUAAUCGCAGAACGACCUCGGGAUUUCUCUCCUCCGGCAUGGCCGCUGUGUCCGAUGACGCCACUAGUAUAUGUGCUCACUGUGAUCGUGCUAUCCCUGCUGUCAAUAUUGCUCUGCAUUACGCCCAUUGCUUCCGGAACCUUGAAAAAUGCACAAUUUGUGGUGAUAUGAUUCCAAAAAGAAACUCCAAGGAUCACUUUUUAAACACACAUGCACGGGCUGCCUGUUCAAUGUGCCAUAAGAUAAUGGAGCGCAAUAUGUUAGAAAUCCACAUAGGUGAAAGCUGCCCACAGAGAAUUGUCACUUGUGAGUUCUGUGAGUUCCCAUUACCAGCAGUUGAUCUGGCUGAGCAUCAGGAAGUAUGUGGCAACCGAACAGAACUUUGUCAACUUUGUAACGGAUAUGUUAGGCUCUGUGAAAGAUACAACCAUGAAGCCAGGUGCACUAGCAUCCCAGAUAAUAUCAUGGGAUCUUCAAGGGAUGCGAGGGCAAAUGAAAGAGAUGAAGAUGCUAGAAGGCGACCGCGGAAUGACUACUCAAAAAGACAUCUUCUAUUCACUGUAGCGGUUACUGGCAUUGCUGUUUUAGUUGGAUAUUUGUUCCACAGGAAGACGGAGCACAGUGAUUUGCGUUAGCCGCUGAUUUUGAGCAUGUUUUCUGGGGUUUGUAAAUGUGCUUCAAAUAUGCAUAAUCUAUUCGUAUUUAGCAGAACUCAUGAGAUAUUGAGAUGUAUACUUCGCUAUUCUAUUGCAGCACUUCGGCGCAAGCAUAGACUGAUCUAGCACAAUAACCGAUGAAUUGAUAUUUUUGUUGAUAGAAUAAAUUACGCUUUCUUUUUUUU
Messenger RNA from Prosopis cineraria, 1059 nucleotides. RefSeq lists its product as uncharacterized. Lineage: Eukaryota; Viridiplantae; Streptophyta; Magnoliopsida; Fabales; Fabaceae. The record is from RefSeq and is a predicted model, not a curated record.